AAGUUUUAAAUAAAUAUCAGCCCUAAAAAACUCUUUAAAUAAAUUGAAAUUUAAUGAGUCAUAUUUUUUUAACAUAUAAAUUUUAAUAGUUAUCGUACCGAACAAAAACAGUAAUCAUGAUCUAAACCGAACAACCUCGAAGAAAUACAAGUUAUUACAUGCAAAAAUAUAUAGUAAUAAAUAAAUAAACUAGUUAAACAAAAUACAAUAUUUUUUGUCUUCAAAGAAGAUUCGAUGGACGCGUAGAAAAUGAUGGGACAUGGUGUUGUAUAUGUGUUUCAUUGUAACGCACUAUAAAGACACGUAGAAUGAGUCAUCACCACUAUAUAAACAAGUAGCAUGCAUGCAUGCAUGCAAUUAUAACCAAUAAUGGCUUCUCUUCAAACCCAAAUGAUCUCGUUCUAUGCGAUAUUUCUAUCCAUUCUCUUAACAACAAUCCUUUUCUUCAAGGUGAACUCAACUGAAACCACUUCCUUCUUGAUCACCAAGUUCAGCCCCGACCAACAAAACCUAAUCUUCCAAGGAGAUGGCUAUACCACAAAAGAGAAGCUGACACUGACCAAGGCAGUAAAGAACACUGUUGGCAGAGCCCUCUAUUCCUCACCUAUCCAUAUCUGGGAUAGAGAAACAGGCAACGUUGCUAAUUUUGUAACUUCCUUCACUUUUGUCAUAAAUGCACCCAACAGUUACAACGUUGCCGACGGGUUUACGUUCUUCAUCGCACCUGUAGAUACUAAGCCGCAGACCGGCGGUGGAUAUCUCGGAGUUUUCAAUAGCGCAGAGUAUGAUAAAACCACUCAAACUGUUGCUGUGGAGUUUGACACUUUCUAUAAUGCUGCAUGGGAUCCAAGCAACAGAGAUAGACAUAUUGGAAUCGAUGUGAACAGUAUCAAAUCCGUAAACACUAAGUCGUGGAAGUUGCAGAAUGGUGAAGAGGCUAAUGUUGUGAUAGCUUUUAAUGCUGCUACUAAUGUGUUAACUGUUAGUUUGACCUAUCCUAAUUCACUUGAGGAAGAGAAUGUAACUAGUUAUACUCUUAGCGACGUUGUGUCUUUGAAGGAUGUUGUUCCUGAGUGGGUAAGGAUUGGUUUCUCAGCUACCACAGGAGCAGAAUAUGCAGCACAUGAAGUUCUUUCAUGGUCUUUUCAUUCUGAGUUGAGUGGAACUUCAAGUUCUAAGCAAGCUGCAGAUGCAUAGUUUUUUUGCUUUUCAUCAUCAUGCAUGUCAAGUCAUGUGUGACAGAUCCAGUUUCUAUAAAUAAACUGCGCAUAUGCAGUACUUUUGUAAUGUUGUUAUGUAUGUUACUUGAUGCGUUUAUUAAUCAAUGUGUGUGAUUAAUUGUUUGA
Lathyrus oleraceus (garden pea) is the source of this 1346-nucleotide messenger RNA. The record is from RefSeq and is a predicted model, not a curated record. Lineage: Eukaryota; Viridiplantae; Streptophyta; Magnoliopsida; Fabales; Fabaceae.